AUGAACGGGGACUCUUUUCGUGAUUGGUUGGAAGGUGUUUUGCCGAAACUCAAAGACAACGCUGUCAUCGUAAUGGACGCUCCUUAUUAUUCGGUGAAAAUUGAAAAAUGCCCAACUACGAAUUGGAGAAAAGCUGACAUAAUUGCAUGGCUCCAGAGCAAAGGAGAGCAAGUCGACAACACAAUGCUUGUCGUAGAAUUGUUGGACCAAGUUAAAAAAUUGAAACCAUUAUAUAACAAUUAUGUCAUCGAUGAAAUGGUAAAAGCUAACAAUAAAAUUGUCCUWAGACUUCCUCCGUAUCACUGUGAGCUUAAUGCAAUUGAACUCGCAUGGGCUAUAAUUAAGAAACAUGUCAAAGAUAACAACAAAACUUUUAAAUUACAAGAUAUAAAACACUURUUAAUUGAAGGAGUGAAUAAAGUUAGCCCUGAUAUGUGGAAAAAUUUUGUCGGUCAUGUGAUAAAGGAGGAAGAAARAKCAUGGAGUUUGGAUAAUGUGGUCGAAGAUCUCAUGUCAGCAGAAAAUCAGCCUUGUGUUCUUACUAUUGGCCAAAGCGACACGGAUGAUGACUCGGACGACGAUGAUGAAGACUUCAGAUAUCUAUCAGAUACAGACUAA
Molecule: messenger RNA, 618 nt
Organism: Diuraphis noxia (Russian wheat aphid)
Lineage: Eukaryota; Metazoa; Arthropoda; Insecta; Hemiptera; Aphididae
Molecular function (GO): nucleic acid binding
Source: RefSeq, a predicted model, not a curated record